This is a messenger RNA of Neodiprion fabricii, 8819 nucleotides long. RefSeq names its product zinc finger CCCH domain-containing protein 13 (gene IRSp53). The coding region runs from base 677 to 4561 and encodes 1294 amino acids. Gene Ontology annotation, biological process: actin crosslink formation; plasma membrane organization; positive regulation of actin filament polymerization. The transcript has 14 exons. Gene Ontology annotation, molecular function: protein binding. The record is from RefSeq and is a predicted model, not a curated record. Lineage: Eukaryota; Metazoa; Arthropoda; Insecta; Hymenoptera; Diprionidae. Gene Ontology annotation, cellular component: cytosol; nucleoplasm.
CGCGAGAUGAAGACGCCGAUUUGAGAUCCGAGGUCCGCGGCAUCCCGAAGAGAGAUCGGCUCGUCCAACGGUCCGCGGAUGCCGGCCGACCAGUUAUGCUUGCCGUACCAUCGCCUCUUGGUCAUCGUCGCGAGUUCUUCUUCCGUUCUCGUUUCACCGCGGCUAGAAACCGAAUAGACCGUAUAAAAAACCUCUAAUAUCACGCCGAUGAAAUUCUACGCGGGUUGUUCAGCCGCUAUCGAAUAAAAUGCAUCCUCUCGUCCUGCGGUGCGGUUAGAUUCCUCCAUAGUGUCCUGUGAACGUGUUUGGCAAAGGAUGUUUUGUGCAGAGUUGCUGUUCAACGAAUUUUUUUAUCCUCCACGUGACACGGAUUAUGUGAUUUGGAUUUAUUUGCAGGAUUGGAUUCGGUCUUGUCGUUUGCUCUUCACGAAAAAUAAAACCGUUCCUGGCGCGUCUCUCUCGUUCGCUUCGUUGGGCGAUUUUGCACCAGCACCGAGGGGGCCUUCCUACCCCGGCACGCUGUUCGAGAAAGUGGACGAAACGAGGAAUAAAACUCCCCGGUAUCAUUCUGCGCACCAUCGAAAAUAUGUCCCUAAUCGAGUCGAUCUGCCUCGCCUUGCACGAUUAGUACCCGACGCUGUUUCUGCCUGAAUUACCGCGGCAAAUACAAGCCAAGAUGGAAACCGAAGAACUUACCAGGCUCGUCGACGGCAUAUACAAAAAUAUUUUGGACAAGUUUAAUCCGGGCGCAAGGCAGCUUAUCAAUGCCGGAAAAGCGUAUCUCAAAGCUCUGCACGGAGCCGCCGCUGCUUCCCGAGUUUACGUCGAUGCUCUAUCCAGGCUGGCGCGACAGGCUCAGCUCGGCACUUGGGGCGGUUCCCAGGAUGUUGGAUCUGCUCUGAUGAGAAUCGUCGAGGUUUACAAGGAGAUACAAGAGCAGGAGCUGAAUAUUCUGAAGGCGUUCUAUGUCGAUUUACUCGUACCGCUUGAGACGAAUUUGGAGAAGGACACGAAAGUGGUGCAGAGCGAGCAAAAGAGAUUCUUACAGCAGCACAAGACGCGUUCGGAAACUUACAGCAAGGCUGCGGCUACCAUUAAGAAACAACGAAAGAAAUCCAGGGGUGCGAGCAAAAGCGGAUUGGCGAUGGACAAGGAGCUUAAAAACAUGCAGAUACUCGAGGAGGAAAAAUCUAAGCUCGACGCUUUCUGCGAACAGAGUUUGAAGAACGCGAUGACUCAGGAACGGCGGAGAUACGGUUUCGUUUUGGAAAGGCAAUGCUCGCUGGCAAAGCAUUACGUGAGUUUUCACGAAGUGGCGCUCGCGGCGCUUCAUCCCUCGGUUGACGAGUGGCGCGAAGUUGCCGGAACUCGGGAAUACCUGCCGCAAUCCGUCGAGGACAUGUUCGCCUCUCGACUCAGGCAAGUGUCCUUCUGGCCCGAAGACGAUGAGAACGGCGGCUCGGAACUGACACUCAGCUCGCAGUUGCGCAAGACUCGAAGCAUGGACAGUUCUUGUCUCGAAUUGCGACUCGGACCGCCACCCGGAAACAAUGCGACACAGAAUCACGGGCCUCCUCUUCAUCACAUCGCCUUGUCGCGAGCACGAUCCGAGGCCAAUCUUCACGCCUCGAGCCUCUCUCUGGGUCCAGAGGCCCCUGAAACACCGCCGAGGCCAAGAUCAAUGGCCCCCGCCUCUCGCAGCAGCGGAAUGGGGGGCGUAGGUGGUGUUGGAACGGGGGGCGGUUGGGGUGACGCGCCUUUGGCGAGGGCGCUUUUCGCCUACCUUAGUUCGGGGGAGAACCAGCUGAGCUUCUUGGAAGGAGACUUGAUCGCGCUGAUGGGUGACAGACAGAAGGGAUGGCAAUUUGGGGAGAACCUGCGUACUCAGAGCUCAGGCUGGUUCCCUCUCGCAUACACCGAGAUCAUCAUCGACGAAACUCUUGGGUCGCCGUCCCGCGCCUCCAACAGCGGACGGACACCCGAGCCGAGAGUCGUACCGCCGUGCAAACCGCCGCCGUCUCGGCCCCCCGUCACUCCAGGAGUCGAAGAGGGCACCUCGAGCAACAGCAGCCACACACCCACCAACAUGUCGAACAGCAACAGUUCCCAAACGAUCACGACGCCGACGUCUCGACAGGCCAAAUCCAUGCGGCCCUCCGGAACCCUGCCCGCGGCCUUGGCCGGCGGUCGCCGAGUCCAGCCUCCCGUGCCUCCGGUCCCCCCACCCCAGGCCAUCACCUCCUUGCACAGCAGCAACGACAGCGGAUUCUCUAACGAGCCUCCGGUCCAUCCUGACAUCGAUUACAGCGACGACGAGGCCAUCAGCAGGCAGCGACGUAAGCCCCGAGCGGAGAGAAUCGCGGAUGCUGACAGGGUACAGGGGACUCAGCAACAGCACGCGAGGGAAGACGGAGGAACAAUGACCAAGGAGUGGCAAAAUGACUCCUGGAAGACCAUACCGAAGGACGAGAACAGCUGGCAGCUAUACAAGAACGCGAUGGACCUAUGGGACAACGUCGAUCAGGGUACGGGGGGCGGCGACAAGCCGGAAACGCGGUACCAUCAACACGUCGAGCGGGAGCGCGAGGAAGCGGAUACCCCGAGGAUCGCGACGAACCCUCGAGCAUACGCGAGGAACUCGGUAGAGCGAAGCAGCAAGGCGGGAGGCGAAGCUUACGAGCGAAACGGGGAGUACUCGAGUGACUACGAGGGGCGGGCCCGACGACCCAGGGAACGACCGAACCCCAACCAGCGGAACAAGUUUCGGGAUGAACCUGCGAGUCCCCCGCGAUACGCGCAGCGGCGAACGACGAAGGUCGCGACUCAGGAGCAGGAGUACAAGUCGGAGAAGCAGAGCGGGCCCGGGAAGUACGGGGCCAACGAGUACACGCCGAGGUACGAGAACAAGGCGAAGAAGUACUACGAGGACGACGUGACCGACGGGAACGAGCAGAGUGGGAUGAGCAACGUACGCCGAGGGUACAAGCCUGUAUCGCAGUGCGAAACUCCGACCGGCUACGACGAGGACGCUAAGCCGGAAUCGGACUCGGACGAGGAGAGCACCGUAACUCUACCGGAAACCGGACGCAAGGUCGAGCACAUUGCGCAGAAGCUGGAACAGACAGCGCAGAAAUACGCGCGGGGCUUGAGUCCCGCUAAAUUCGUCGAUCCGGGGACCGUUGCCGAGCUUAAGGAGGAGUACAAGGACUCUCAGGAUGACGCGGAGGGCAGAGGUUACGACAGGGAACGCGAGAGGGAGAGGGAACGGUACUUCGAGAGGGAGAGAAACUUGGAGAAGAAUCGAAGGGUCGAGCGGGCUUCGAGUCGGCGUUUCGACGAGAGGCCCAGACCGCCGUUCGAGGAGGCCCCGGAUCGGCCGAGGCUUCCGCCUUACCGGGAACGACGGUAUUCGGAAAAGGAAGAGAUUUACGGGGAGACGGUUGGACGAGGGGGACGCGAGAAUUCGGGAGUAGACGGCAAGGAUCGCGGGUACGAGUCUAACUUCGAGACGAAACUGGAGCGCAGCAAAGUCGCAGAGAAGUUGAACAGGGCCGAUCAGCGCGGGCAGAGUCCUCUAAAGUUUGAUAAAAACGCGCAGAAGAUCGCCGAUCACAACGACACGAACUACAACAACAACAACAACAACAACAGCAACAACACCCUGCAGAAGAACGAGAAACGCCUUACCUCCCGUCACGGGAUGUCGAAUUUUGAGACAGACGGCAAGGGACCGAAACUCGUGAAGCGGACCAAGUCCUUCUGGCGAUUCCGGCGCGACUCGGACGUCCUCGAGGGCAUGGCGCUUUGGCAGCAUCGCUCCCUCGUCGACAUACCGAAGAUGCUUAAACGCGAGGAGGCACGCGAACGACGGGAGGAUCACGAGCGCGGAACAUCGACGGAGGAUCGCGACCAUUCGCCGGGGGGGCGGGAUCCCGAAGGGGGACAUCGGGCGGCUAGGGAACGGCCACGCGACCGAGAAAGGGGGGCGGAGGAGCCGAAACCCGCGGAGAGGAUACACAAACCGGAAAGAUCCGGGGAGCAGCAAGCUUUUUCCGACGAUUUCCCCACACCCGCGGAAAGGCCGAAGGUCAGCGAAAGGUCCGAGUACCGGAUGCAGCAACAACAGCAGCAGCAGCACGAGGAACGCGCGUAUUUCGUGGGGAAUAUAUCGAGGAAAGCGAUACUGGAGAAUGAGCGCAAGCGCAGCCUCGAGGCCAAGCAGAACAUGGUCGUCGCCGAACUGAAGGUGACGAACGAGACGAAGAAGAGCGAACGCCGUAAGAAGGCCUACGGCGACGACGAUGACGGUCUUAUUCAAAAUUUCUCCGACACCGAGGCUUCCGACGAAGAGUCUACGUACAGCUGCAUCGUUGUCAAGGAUCAGGUUGUCGCUGAGAAGACUUUACUGCCGAGGACCAAACUCCGCAAGGACGGUGACAGGGAUAAAGGGUGGGGACGGGAGAGGGAAAGGGAUAGGGAGAGGGAGAGGGAGAGAAACACUUGCGGGCCUUGGUACGAUCUCUGGGGAGUCGAUCCUUCCGUAAAGAGUAAGAAACAGUAAAUGCCCGCGGCGUUACCACGGAGGGGAACGACCGGAAACAUCGCUACUUUAUUUUUAUCGUUUGUUAUUGUUCUUCGCUGCAUUUUAUGUAACGCCUAAUUUUAUGUUUAACACACCCGUGUGACCUUUUCCGUUUGUUUCUGUUCAAUUUUAUCUACAACGCAUACGUUUUGGAAGAUACCGCGACGAGAAAUCGGUACCACUUUUUUUCAAGUCGAUAAUAAAAUUGUUCCAACAAUUCCUCCAUGCCGAAUAUCAAUAGAAAAUGUUAUUUCUUUUCUGUAUUUAUGGACCUCUCGUUCAACUUAUUAAAUUAUUACUUUACGGAGACGUUAAAGAAAGAGGGAAUUGAAAAAAUUGUACCGAUUUUGUUCCGUGUCAUUUCGUCUUACGCGUAUGGCUCUAAGAUCUUCUGUCAGUGUGCGAUGUGUGGAUUUUUUAAUUUUUCCUUGUAUGUAACCCUGUUGACCUAAACGUGCAAAAAAAUUUUACGCCCCGAGGUUUACCCUCCAAAUUAUCUGUACAUCAUGAUGUUUACUUUAGCGAGGGAAGAGAACGGGAGAAGAAGAGGGAAAAAAAAAAAUGAAAUAACGAGGGAGAGUGAAAGAGUGGAAUAAUUCUGUCCAGAGGGUGAUGAUGUGACGGAGGGUGAGCGGCGGGGUGUUGAAUCGAGAAAUUUGGCGUCGCUGAAGAGCUUUUUGCGGAUACAUGUUUUGUGUGUUGCUGUUAUUUUUCACCCCAUCCCCUUGUUUUUGCCUUUGUUUUUCGACCGCCGCACGAUAAACAUUAAAACACGAUCGAGGGGCGCAUCAAAAAGUCAUUCAAACUUCCCUGAAUUACUUUACUUGGCAGGAAAUGGCCGGCCCGAUGUUGGCUCUCCCAGAAGCAAACAACACCCGCGUCCACACAAUUGCAAAAUCUCGAUAGUAUUUUAUUGUUUUUUUUUCUUUUCUUCUUUCUCUUUUCACGGAUAAACUUUAUAAUCGCAGCUGUCACACACUUUUGCGUAUUUCAAAGCUCUUAAGCACCGAUCAAAAUAUCGAUAAAGAAUUUUGCUUUUAGAUUACUUUUUCUUCUUAAUAAUUUAUUACUAUGUUAUGAUUUGAGGCACAACGAUUUAAAAAAACAGUACUACACAAUACUCCGGUCUCGUAAAUACGUAUGAGGUAUACGCACAGAGAUUAUUAUUAUCGUUAUUGUUAUUAUUAUUUAAACAUAUAUUUAACUAUAAUGUAUUCUUUUUUUUUUUUCUUUUUAAUCACAUGCAUACGAAACACUGCUUUGCAUCAGGUAAAAAUUCACAAUGACUGCAAAGUGAAAGGGAAUUUGAUGCACAUUUAUCACGAAUGUUGCGGUAGAGAAAAACUUCGCUCCCAUCAUCGAUCCGCGUUGCGACGAAACCAAGGCGAGCUGAAGUAUAUGUAUAAAUGGUGCUUGAAAUUUCAUCGAUGUAAUGAAUGGAAUUUCUUUUUUAAAGGGUGCGAGGAGAGUGCGUCACGCACGCUUAUUUACGAAGAUUACGAGUAGAUGAUUAACGUCCCGCAGGGGUAGUGCAUGCUAUGGUGUCGGUACUAACCUGGGAUUAUUUCAGGGGGAACAUAUUCGCAACGGUGAAGCUCCGCAAGACGAAGACCAACGACCGAUCGGCACCGGCCUUGUCAUGAAACACGCUAUUGUUAUAGAUCGAACGAAGAAUAAAAAUCUUAUCACAUUCCACGGUGUGAAUGUUCGUCCAUCACGUUGUUCGAGAACGCCAUGCAUGUUACGAAUAAAAUACACACGUCAUAGGUGCAAUAUAGGAAGAAGAAAUUAUUUCAAAUUAUAUGUAUAGAAAAUAAUAAGCGGUUAUUUUUCACUGAUAACACGGUGUGACUCGUGUUUCAUCGGGGCAUUAGUAAAGUAAUUCGUUGUUAUCGAUUGUGCAGAAAUAAUAGCUACGAUGCGAGAACGAGAAUUUUAUAAAAAUUACUCUGAAGGCGAGAGAAUAGUGAAAGAAGAAGAAAAAAAAAAGGAAAACGUAUCAAGCUCUCAUUUUUAUUCACCGGUUAGGUUACUAGAAGAAAAUAAUUUUUUAUACACACACGUAUUCGUCCGAUACAUGUAAAAAAUGAAAAUAAAAAAUAAAUAUGUAUAAAUUAUAAAAAUACGACACACCAAACUCACAGGAAUUGAACUUUUCCAGAAGUGCGAAAUAAUCAAAUACGCAAAACUUUGUCUUGUUUAACCGACUGACGGACAGAGAGUUAGGCUGUAGUAGUCUGAUCUAAAAAUAAGAUAAAAUUUUGUCGGAUUUUGAAAAAGGUGCUCAACUGUUCACAUAUUCUCACGAACUUCUCUAUGGGUGGGAGGAUAGCAGAGUCAAAGAAAGUAACGUUAUCCAUCUUCAACGGUAUAAACACUCGUUUAAACCGUGAUUUUCACUCUUCCAAUUAUUUUUAUCUCUAUUUUUGUCUAGCAUUUUCCUGUCACGUCAGAUCGAGAUUCGAGCUUUGAGCCUCCUACGCGUUCCCGUCAAUUUCUUGCUAUCGCUCAUUUCCAUUACGAUUAUUAUUAUUUUCUCGUUCUCAUUUCCAUCCCCUCGGGACUCGAUACUUGAAAUUUCUACAAAAAAAAGAAAAAGAAAAAUAAAACAACGUCUUGGAAGUUUCUUCACUUGAGAAGAAAAUAACUAAGAGAAAAAGAAAUAGAGGUUCGACAACGUUCUCCCGCUGGAUACAUUUGUCCGUCAAGUGUGUGAUCUCAGCUGUUUUAAAAUUCAUCCUUCAACGAGUGUAAAUAACAAUAAUUGAAGUUUUACAAUGUCUGCAUUACGUCUUUCAUCAGGGGUUAACCGACGCAUGAGUUUCAACUUGAGGAAAAAAAAAAUAUGUAAAAAAUACCGUCAAUACCGAGAAGAUGAUAAGGGAAAUAAUUUGAUCACGUUACAUAUUUCACAUCAGCUGUAUUAUACUCCCUGUAUGCGGGAGGUAAAAUAGACGAUCGUAAAGUUGGGGGAAACAGGCGAAUCGGUGCGGUUAUGCAUCGUUACUCCUGUGUGCUCUACGUGGGGAACAAGGGUAGUCGGUGUAUGCCGUCACCGCCUUUCGUAAAAAUGAAACUUUUAUCCAGGCAUCGUGAAACGUGUCGUACGUAUAAACAUCCAGAGCAUGAAGCUUACAGCGGAAGCUCGUAAUAUUCGAACUUUGACCCUCGGAAAUGCAGCAGCGCUCUUCACUUGUUGUGCAUUUAUUUUUCUCACUUUUCUUUUACCCAUUCGCUGAUCGUUAUAUAUAAUAAAUUUCCUCCUCUGUAACGAUGUACAGACACUUCCGUACCUAUGAUAUUUGUCUGUCGUCCGAACUUCUAGCUAAUUAAUUAUGAUAACGACGUUUUCACGUUUAGAUAUCUAAAAUUACAAUUACAAUAUCUGUCUAUUCUACGCUAUGUCUCUGAGCUGGCUGAUUAACGAUUUAUUACUUUUAUUUCUUAUUUCGUACGAUAUCAUUCAUAUAUAGAGUGUGUGAAUAUAUACAUAUAUAUGUAUAUAUAUAUAUAUAUAUAUACUAUAGAAAGUAUGAAUGCAAAUAGCAUGUAUUAAUACAACGAAUUUUUAACCACGUUUACUUUGAUAUAAUUAAUUAUCAAUUAGCCUAAUAAUUAACAUUUCCUGACGUUAUCAUCCAUAUCUUGAAUUUUGUAGGAGCUUAUGAUUCAUGUCGACAGCCGUAUUAAUUCAAAUAUCUCGUUUUAUGUACAAUGCGAUACGCGCGGCGUAUAAGGAUGAAUACAUAUUACCUAUAUAGGUAUUUGUAUAUAAGAAUACAAAAAAACGUAUAUAAUAUAUCAAAUUAUACUUUGUAUAGCUUUGCAGAAAAAGAAAAUGACAAAAAAACAAACUUUAUUAUUAUUAUUAUUAUCAUUAUUAUUAUUGUUGUUAUUAUUAUUAUUAUUAUUAUUAAUUAUUAUAUAAUAAUUAUUGAAAAAAAAUGGUUUAGGGGCGAUUUUUUUAUAACAAUUGCAUAUUAUACCAUAUACAUUAUAUUAUAUAAUUACAUACAUAAAUUUACAAAAUGUUAAUAUAUUACCAGGAAGAAGGUUAUAAAUAAGUCGGGGAUUAAGCAAUAAGCUUCGAUUCGUAAUUUCCAUCCAACGACUCAUCGCGCCGACUGAUUGUAACACGUGAAGUAGGUUAGGCGACAAAAAAAUUGUUAAAAUAAGCACCAAUCACCAAUGUAUACAUUCGAUAUAAUAAUAAUAAGGUAUAUUGUUAUUAAAUUAA